GAGGAGGUGGAGUCGUGAGCCACAUCGCAGUGUACAAGCAGCACUCAGCUGAUGGGAGGGGUGCCGCUUGCAGACAGGAGACAGGAUCCAUGGCAACAAUCAUGGCAGAGGCAGAGACCCGACAGAGACUGCUGCGCACCGUCAAGAAGGAGGUGAAGCAGAUUAUGGAGGAAGCCGUUACCAGGAAAUUUGUUCACGAAGACAGCAGCCAUAUUGUGUCCUUUUGUGCUGCUGUGGAGGCAUGUGUUCUGCAUGGGCUGAAACGGCGAGCAGCAGGCUUUCUGCGUAGCAACAAGAUAGCAGCACUCUUCAUGAAGGUGGGGAAGAGCUUCGCUCCAGCUGAGGAGCUGUGUAGGAAGGCCCAGGAGCUCGAGCAGGUCAUCGAGACAAAACGAAGUCAAAGCUUGCAAAGUCAAGACAGCCUUCGCAAGAUGCCCCGACUGCCCAGCCUCACCCCACAGGGAGUCAAGAACCUGUGGAUCCGGACGGCUCUAUUUGAGAAGGUGCUGGAUAAGAUUGUCCUCUACCUAGUGGAGAACAGCUGUAAGUACUAUGAGAGAGAGGCUGUUCUAAUGGACCUUGUGGACGGACCUAUCCUUGCCUCUUUGUUAGUUGGACCUUGUGCUUUGGAGUACACAAAGAUGAAGACAGCCGACCACUUCUGGACAGACCCGUCUGCUGACGAGUUGGUGCAAAGACAUCGCAUCCAUGGUGGCCACUGCAGACAGGAUUCCCCCACUAAGAGGCCUGCACUGUGUUUCCAGAAGCGGCACUCCAGCAGCAGCAUGGAUGAACGCCCCUCCCCCUCACCAUCAGCUCGUGACUAUGUGGAGUCCCUGCAUCAAAACAGCAGGGUGACCCUACUGUUUGGAAAAAACAAUGUGCUUGUACAACCGAGGGAUGACAUGGAGGCUAUCCCGGGUUACCUCUCUCUGCACCAGAAUGCUGACAUCAUGACCCUGAAGUGGACACCCAAUCAGCUCAUGAACGGGUCUGUUGGAGACCUGGACUAUGAACGCAGUGUAUACUGGGACUAUGCCAUGACGAUCCCUUUAGAGGAGAUAGUGUACUUGCACUGUCAUCAACAAGUUGACAGUGGGGGGACGGUGGUGCUAGUCAGUCAGGAUGGGAUCCAAAGACCUCCACUUCGCUUCCCCAGAGGAGGCCACUUGCUCCAGUUCCUCUCCUGCCUGGAGAAUGGCCUGCUUCCCCAUGGCCAGCUGGACCCUCCACUCUGGUCCCAGAGGGGAAAGGGAAAGGUGUUUCCUAAGCUGCGGAACAGGGUUCCUCAGGGAUCUGGAUUCUCAGACUUGGUCUCAGAUAAGGAGGAGGACGAGGCCACAGACUAUGUCUUCCGCAUCCUCUUUCCAAACAGCCAGUCAGAGUUUGUGACUGUAACCCAUCCUCCCCAUCUGACCUCCUCCCUCUCCCUUCAACUGAGUGGACAGUCCCCCUCCAAAACAGGGACUCUGGUUGUACCCAAGAGGUCCCGCAGCUGUCCUGAGGAAUCCCCCUCACUCACAGGAAGAAGCUUGACUCCAGACUUGAUGGAUCAGGGAGCUACAAUGUGGCAUCCCACUCUCAGGAAGUCCUCGUGUUCCUCUUGUUCUCAGGGGAGCUUCUCUGAUGGGGCGACACCCAAGGGCUGUAACCAUGAGAGGGCUCCUCUGAAGCUGCUGUGCGACAACAUGAAGAAUCAGAUCAUCUCUCGGGCGUUUUAUGGCUGGUUGGCAUACUGCCGUCACCUGUCCACUGUGCGUACACACCUCUCUGCUCUCGUCAAUCACACCAUUGUGGCGCCCGACGUGCCGCAAGAUGCCUACAAAGGGCUCACCACAGACGUGUGGCAGACAUUCCUCCAGGACUGCACAGCAUACGAGGAGAAGGAGCUGCUUCGUCUGGUGUACUUCGGCGGUGUGGAUGCUUCGCUGCGUAAAGAGGUGUGGCCUUUCCUGCUGGGUCAUUAUCAGUUUGGAAUGUCAGAAGCCGACAGGAAGGAGGUGGAUGAACAGGUCCGAGUGUGCUACCAACAGACCAUGCGCGAGUGGCUCGGCUGCGAGGAGAUUGUCCGCCAGCGGGAGAAGGAGCAGCAUGCUGCAGCAUUAGCAAAGUGCUCCUCUGGAGCGAGCAUGGACAGUCCCAGUCAGAAGAUGAUCCACCAUGACUCCACCGUCAGCAAUGAGUCCCAGUCCUCCCAGAGCUCAGACAGGCAGAGUCUGGCUCGCCUACAGAGUGAUUCCAGCAGCAGCACACAGUUCUUCACAUCCUCCCAUCCCUUCCCCUGGAGUAGCCUGCUUCCCUUUGGCUUGUUCUUUCAGGUGUUUGAAUCCGUAGAGGAGGUGGACCAGAUCGAGACGGAGCCCAAGAAUGAAGAGGCCAAACAGGUGCCAAAAAUGCCCAAUGGAGCUCUGCAGGAUGGGACGAGCUCCCCUGACUCUGGACACCCCUCCUCCCGCAACUUCUCUGUCACCUCCGGCCUGUCGGACGGCUCUCUAAGCACAGAGGACAGCGCUGCACCUGAUACAGCCCCGAGAUCUGUAGCUGUUCCUCAGAGCCUCGUCAAACCUGCAGGGGUAGAGAGCGAAGGUCUGACAGAGGAAAUGGACAGCCAGGUGAAAGGUGAAGUGAGAGACAAAGAGGAGGACGAGGAGAAAGCAACCGAUGUGACCAAAACUGCAGAAAAUACCAAGACUGAGGUGACAGGUGACAACAUGAUCCAACCAAUGGAGGAGGGGCUGGUGAAGGCCAAAAUAGAGACAAGUCUGCAACCCAAAACACAAGAAACUGUUGAGUCUGGAGCAAUUAAAACAGAGGGGCCCAAGUGUGAAGAUAAAGACCUGGAUGCACUGGCAGACAUUAAAGGAAUGAAAUCUUUAGAGUCAGGGGAAACAGAAAAGGAAGUGUCCGAUGAGGAUACUAUGAUGACAUCAGCAGCUGCUACAGAAUCCAAACUCGCUGAGCAAAGUCUUAAAAAAGAAGUAGAAGUGAGUAUUGAGGGAACAUCAAAGCUCAAGAAAACUGCAGAAACAAAUGUGGAAAAGACGAAGGAAAUGGACAAAUCAAAGACAAGUAAACCGCAAGAGAUUUCAUUGGCGGAAAGGAAAGAAAAUGUAUCCGUAGAUCCCGUGGCUCCUGCAGUUGAAAAGAACCUUGUUUUCUCAGCGGACACCGAGGUUCAGAGAGCAAGAGAAGCCUACUCAGAAACCUCUCAGAAAGACGAGGCUCAGACAGAAUCUGAUGAGUCUCCCUCAGCCAUAGAAAUGGAGGAGAUCCCCAAAGCCAAAGUUUCCAUGGUGCCUUGGAGCAGGAAGGGACGUUGUGAAGCAUCGUCUUUCUCUGAGGACUCAGCCCCUCACGUGGAGCUCAGGCAGGAGGAGGAGCAGGGAAAGCCCAGUCCAGAGGGCACCGAGUCCAUCCUGUCUGAGGAGCCGGAGAUGGAGAGCCUUUACCCUAACUUUGACUCUCUGGCCAGGUCUGAGAACACCAAGAAUGAAGUGACCUCUCAAGAAUCAGCUGGGAGUACCUUCUCUCAAGAGCUUUUGGACUUGUACACAUUAAAUCUGCACCGCAUUGAAAAGGAUGUCCAGCGCUGUGACAGAAACUAUUGGUACUUCACUCCUGCCAAUCUGGAGAAACUGCGCAACAUCAUGUGCAGCUAUAUCUGGAGGCACCUCGACAUCGGUUACGUACAGGGCAUGUGUGAUCUGCUGGCUCCACUUCUAGUCAUUCUGGAUGAUGAGGCCCUGGCCUUCAGCUGUUUCACUGAGCUCAUGAAGAGAAUGAAUCAAAACUUUCCACAUGGAGGAACUAUGGACACUCACUUUGCCAACAUGCGCUCUCUAAUCCAGAUCCUGGAUUCUGAGCUGUUUGAGCUAAUGCACCAGAAUGGAGACUACACCCACUUCUACUUCUGCUACCGCUGGUUUCUCCUAGACUUCAAGCGAGAGCUGGUGUAUGAUGACGUGUUUGCAGUCUGGGAAGCCAUCUGGGCGGCCAAGUAUGUCUCUUCUAGUCACUUUGUCCUCUUCAUUGCCCUGGCGCUGGUGGAGAUCUACAGGGACAUCAUCCUGGAGAACAACAUGGACUUCACUGACAUCAUUAAGUUCUUCAAUGAAAUGGCUGAGCACCACAACAUAAAGCAGAUUUUGACCCUGGCCAGAGAUCUGGUGUGCAAGGUGCAGAUGCUGAUAGAGAACAAGUGAUUGUGCUGUUUGUCUUCUUUUCCUUCCAAGUAAAGUGUGAACGGCUGUAGCAGCACGAGAGUUAAAUACAUGAGCACACACGCUCUCACACACACUACACAAAGCCUUUACAAUCAGUUUGCUGCUAUGAGCCUUAUUGACUGUAUCCAUGAUGUUGUUUGUGUUGUCAACAGGUAUAUGAGAAUAUUACGCUUCAUAUUUGUCAGUAAGUUUAAGUGAAAACAAAUGUAUCUGAAAAACUAUUUCUUUAAUUUCUAAAUAUUUUUGUCAGAAAUCCUUUAAGUGUCAAUCUUAAUCCGAGUGCACUUAAUAUUUUGAGAUAAGGAUGGGUUUUAGUUGCACAUUUCAAACCAAAAUGCAGAGCUGAAUUCAACCAGAGACUAUAUUUAUGAGAAAAAUACAUUGUGAUAAUAGUUUAUAAUAAUUAUUUUAAUAGUCAAAGUCUUCAAGAUUAAACUUGAAAUAUAUCAGCAAGUUAUCCCCGUAUUCCUAUCCCUUAAUGAAGGAAAGAAUGUCAGCAGACUUUUCAUUUUCUUUAAAUACACCCCAAAAUCAAAUUCACUGAUGACUGACUCAAAACACUGGCUUGUCGUCCAAAAUGUAUCUCCAGUUAUGUUUAAUAUUAAGAAUAAUUUAGCUUUUAGCACCAUGUCCGUGAUUUAGCAUCCAACAGUGUUUUUAAUGUCCUUGAACUGCCUUGUCUGCCAAAUAUUAUGUCUUUACUUGUUUUGUGUGAAUUGUACUGUACUGAGAGAAAAAUGUGCUCAACUUUUGAGGAUUAUAUUAUGUUAACACUUGUAAAAUCAUAACCUAAUAUUUAAGUGACUCAUGGAUGUCUGGGCAGAGAUUUAUAAAAAGCAACAAGCCUGAUUUGAUAGUGUUUUUAAGUUAUUUUUCAUUAUCCUGUGAACCACUGCAUAUUUUGUAAAUUGUGCAGUUUGCUCACCUUGAUUUUGGUCUUGUAUUGUCUGGCGCCUGUUUGUUGAAUCAAAUGUUAAUUUUAGCUUGAAUAUGAUUACGAAUAGGGAAGAUCAGAUGAGACAGAUAAUAUUUAGAUACAGUGACCAAAGGAAAAGUUUUGUGGUUCCACAUGUUAUUCAGAUUCUUUAGUGUGAGAGUGACUUAAACAGAGAUGGGAAAAUGAAAGGGACAGUAUGGCAACAUUUUAAAAUGGAUUUCGAAUGACCUGAUUUUAAUGGGGAAACUGUUUUGAUGUUUUGGCAGAUUUGAGGCUUGUGAGGACACACAAUAUAUAUGCUUUAAAUCCCUUCAAUCAAUACUAAUGUUGGGCUCAGUUAAUAGCAUUCAUGCUUGUCAUUCAUUGCCAAAAACUUCACUCAGUUGGUCUUCAAGUGUUGUUUCAUGAACGUGGUAAUAUGAAUUGCUUUUAAUAUUGGUGUUUCUUUGUGAAUGCUAACUGCUGUCAGAAAACCUAUUUUAAUUUAUUGUAACAUUUAUUUGCCAAAGUAUUUAUUUAUUUAUUUAUUCAUUCAUUCAUUUUCUCAU
Siniperca chuatsi (mandarin fish) is the source of this 5708-nucleotide messenger RNA. RefSeq names its product small G protein signaling modulator 1a (gene sgsm1a). The record is from RefSeq and is a predicted model, not a curated record. Bases 90 to 4202 code for a protein of 1370 amino acids. The transcript is spliced from 26 exons. Gene Ontology annotation, molecular function: GTPase activator activity. Gene Ontology annotation, biological process: activation of GTPase activity. NCBI's taxonomy places the organism in Eukaryota, Metazoa, Chordata, Actinopteri, Centrarchiformes, Sinipercidae.